Cyprinodon variegatus (sheepshead minnow) is the source of this 2748-nucleotide messenger RNA. It is a transcript of the gene fgf12, whose product is annotated as fibroblast growth factor 12. The record is from RefSeq and is a predicted model, not a curated record. Bases 220 to 813 code for a protein of 197 amino acids. NCBI's taxonomy places the organism in Eukaryota, Metazoa, Chordata, Actinopteri, Cyprinodontiformes, Cyprinodontidae. Gene Ontology annotation, molecular function: fibroblast growth factor receptor binding; growth factor activity. The transcript is spliced from 5 exons. Gene Ontology annotation, cellular component: cytoplasm. Gene Ontology annotation, biological process: positive regulation of protein phosphorylation; positive regulation of cell population proliferation; animal organ morphogenesis.
GCCCAGGUGGACGCACGAGCCCGAACGUCCGCAGGAGGGAGGACCGAAACACGGAAAAAGGAAAGACGAAGAAGAAAAAGGAGGAGGAUAAACACCGCGCCUUCCUUCCUGUUCUGCCUCCUCCGCAGCGGACACAUUCCCAGAGACCGACGCCUGUUGGUGCGAACAGCUGAUCCAGGAAGAAAGGAAGAAGAACAGGCCAGAGGACCGCAGCAGGAGAUGGAGAAAGAGAAAGAGAAGGCGGCAGAGCCGCAGCUGAAAGGCAUCGUGACGCGUCUCCACAGCGAGCAGGGCUUCUACCUCCAGAUGCUGCCCGAUGGGACCAUCAGCGGCUGCAAAGACGAGAACAGCGACUACACUUUGUUUAACCUGAUCCCUGUGGGGCUUAGGGUGGUGGCCAUCCAGGGAGUGAAGGCUGGCCUCUAUGUGGGCAUGAACGCCGAGGGAUUCCUCUACACAUCUGAUGUUUUCACACCAGAAUGUAAGUUUAAAGAGUCUGUGUUCGAGAACUACUACGUCAUCUACUCAUCCACCCUGUACCGGCAGCAUGAGUCCGGCCGGGCCUGGUUCCUGGGUCUGAACAAGGAAGGAAUCAUCAUGAAGGGGAACCGAGUGAAGAAGACUAAACCCUGCUCACAUUUCGUCCCCAGGCCUAUUGAAGUUUGCAUGUACAAGGAGCCGUCUCUGCAUGAGCUUGAGGAGAAGCUGCUGAAGUCUUCACGAAGCCCGACGCUGAACAGUGGCCGUGCCAGGAGCUUGGAUCGACCGGCGCGGGGGUCUGCCCACUCCUCCACAGAGCGGGAGGCGUCAUAGCCUGCGGCGCCCCCCCAGCAGGUGCAGACGGAAGAGGACGAGAACCAUUUUAACAAUCCCUGUGUUCAGCAACUACAACCACACCGACGACAACCAACCCGCCAAGACAACAAUGACGAAGAAAACAGCGUAAAAAAGAUUUUAAAAAUGGGGAAAUUCUUCUUGCUUGUUAUGAAAUAAACGAGCAAGGGGGGAGGGGCUUGCUCGGAAACAAAAAAAAAAAAUAGAUAAAAACAGGACGUUGAUGAUGGAGAUUUACAUUUUAUGCAAAAAGUCCUGCUGAAUUAGUGCCAGGAGGCUAGCACACCUACUCUUCAUCAACACAUUGUAAUCAUCAUCAUUUCUGUCACAACGUUGACAAAAUAUCAGUGGAGUGGAGCGAGCGCUCCGAACUCUGAAGCUUUAAGCCAUGUAGAAACUUCACUUCCUUUGUUUCCUGAUGAAUGCUAAAACUUUCUAACUUUCUACACGCCGUGCUUCUUCUUUUUCUCCGUACUUUGUUGAAUCAGACGGACUCAGCUCCGUUCAGAUGUCACAGUUUGUUUGGUUUUUUUGUUCUAACGGGUCGGGAACUUGUUCCGGGUUUAGUCACAGACACUGCCGUUUUAAAGGUCGAUUGACAGACUGGACUUCUUCCUCUGAGCAGGACCGGGGAGGGGAUCUCGUUGGUGAUCAGAGUUGAGAUUGGAGCCUUUCUUUGUUCACCAUAAUUUUCACUAAGUUCACUUUUCUGCAUGUUUUAGAUUGUUUAGAACUGGUACCGCCUGGAGCCUCUUUCUAUGAAAACCAUCUUCAAAGCCUUUGAACAUUUAACAACACUUGAUUUCAAGAAAGCACAAAAGGAUAAACUUGUAUAAAUAUAGUCAAAGAGGAAACCACUAGUAAAUGACUUAUUAUAGCUGUUUUUUAAGGUUUUAAGGCUAUGCAGUCUUGCUACUUUCCUUCCUCAAUCAGAUCUCUAAAAGUGGAAUUAUUCCUAAAAAUGAAAUAUGAAUUCUCAAAUUGUGACAAAUGAAUAACCGGUUUGACGGCUGGCGUCCAUAGUCUUCAUAUUAUUUGAGAUUAGAGAGAAACUUUUUAGCACAAAUCUGAACCUCAAAUGUGAUUGAAGUUCUCUUAACAACAAAGUUUUUUUUUUUUUAAGAACUUAAAGUCCGGACAAUGCAGGUGAGCCGACUAGGUCCUCACUAGUCCACCAAAACAAGUCUGCAUUUCUGUCAUAUUUCGUGCAUAUGGAUUGAAAUUUAACAAAGUGUUUUUCUGUCAUUCAAUUCAAAAAAGUCGACUUUGUUCCUUUUUAAGGUCAUUUGAACUGGAAAUAAACCAAAUGAGGAAACAAGUAAACACAGACGAGUAACUCCUGAAAAUAACUGGAAUAAAGUAAUGCAGAUUAUUUAACUAGACAUAGAUUAUAAAAAGUUUUAACUUCUCUGUUUGCAAUGAGGGGAAUCCAACAGUUUUUAAAUAAACAAGUGUAGCUAGCUAAUGUCAGUAAAGGAUAGAUGCAACAAGCUGUUGAAGAUUUUCAGUCAUCCAGGUCAUAGUCAUUCCAAAAAAUGUUAAAAAAGUUUGAAGAUGUUUCUCUUCCCAUCCAGGAAGCUUUUUCUAUUCAAAAUGUCAGAAAUAGCGUUGAGUUCGAGGUUUUAUACAGCGGCCCAACAAAGCUUUGUUUAUGAUUUGAAAACAUGCAAAUUGAAACAGACGAAGGGGUCCACCCCUUUGGAAUGGAGCUUUGGCUUCUUUUUUUAAACUGCAAUGUCCCAUACCCGUCUAUGUCUCUGAAAGGGGGUUGUUAACGGGAAUGGUUGGCCACGAGUGAAUAGGCAAGGUCCUCGCUCUCCUGUACAGAGAUGAUGAUGAUGAUGAUGAUGAUUUUUGAAAGCUAAAAUAGACGAAGCGGUCCACCCAAAGGAUUUGCAUGUUUUCAAAACAAAA